This is a messenger RNA of Fusarium venenatum, 1119 nucleotides long. RefSeq lists its product as uncharacterized. Lineage: Eukaryota; Fungi; Ascomycota; Sordariomycetes; Hypocreales; Nectriaceae. The record is from RefSeq and is a predicted model, not a curated record.
AUGCCUUUGAAGAAACGCAAACAAUCCACACCCCCCGAGCCCAAUCUGCGCCGCUCACGAUUGGCGAACAGAUCGCGUAAGGCUCUAUACGUCGAGGGGACAGACAGUGAUGAUGAUAGCGCCCACGAGCCGUCUUUGACAGUACGGAAUGCGCUAAGAGCUCGUCAGAACCGCAACAGGCCAGAAUACUCAGAGGAUUCAUACCUAGACUCCCAGGAAGACGACGAUGGGGAUGUUGAAUCAGAGCACCUUGAGCACGCGGCAGAGUCUGAUGAAUCUCAAGCCGCCGAGCUCUGUAACGAUUCGGACGAAGAGGCACCUCCGGUAGUGACAUUCGUCCCUCUAGAGAAGAUGCGGGACAGCGGUGGUAUUGAAUAUGUCGACUUUAAGAUCCACCCGAACAGCCUUCUAUUUCUAAAUGACCUCAAAGUCAAUAACAAUCGAACUUGGCUGAAAGCUCAUGACGGGGAGUUUCGACGUGCAUACAAGGACUGGCAAACAUUUGUCGAGCGCACUACUUCUUCAAUCAUGUCCAUCGACGACACCAUUCCUGAGUUACCAGCUAAAGACUUUGUGUUUCGUAUCUACAGAGAUAUGCGUUUCAAUCCCGAUGGGAAGCCAUACAAGGCGCACUUCUCGGCGGCUUGGUCUCGAACGGGGCGCAAGGGCACAUAUGCCCACUACUACAUCCAUUGCGACCCAGACGCGUCCUUCGUCGCUGGCGGGAUAUUCGCUCCUAAUGCAGAACAACUCCGACAACUUCGAACGAGCAUAGACGAGCGGCCGAGACGGUGGCGCGGAGUGCUGAACGACGACAACCUGAAGCUGACCUUCUUGCCGCAAGUCAGAACGGAAGGCACGGAAGAAGCAGCGUUAAAGGCCUUUGCUGUUGAAAAUAAGGAAACGGCCCUGAAGACGAGACCCAAGGGGUUCAUCAAGGAUCAUCGAGAUAUUGAGCUUCUCAAGCUCAGGAAGUUUACUCUUUCUAGAAAGAUUCCGGACAAUAUUCUAUGUGCAGAAGAUACCCAGGAAAGGAUCGUGGAGGUUUUACAGCCUUUGGUCGCAUUUAUUACCUUUCUCAAUAGCGUGGUAAUGCCAGAUUAUAAUUAUAUUUAUUAA